Molecule: messenger RNA, 786 nt
Organism: Acanthosepion pharaonis
Lineage: Eukaryota; Metazoa; Mollusca; Cephalopoda; Sepiida; Sepiidae
Source: the annotation of a GenBank genome assembly
AUGGUCAUGUAUACUGCUAAACUUAGCCUUGCUGUACUCUCUUAUCUAAAUGCUACUGAUCUCUGCUUGGCAGCCUGUGUCUGGGAUACUCUUGGAAAUGAUGAAUUACUCUGGCAAAGUUUGUGCAAAGCAUCAUGGGGUGAAGUCUCUGUCUACAAUCAUUGGCUAGAUCAGCCAAAAUUCUCAUAUAAACGUCUCUAUCUAUUAUUGGAUGAAGCCUCAUUGACAUUCAAUGGAGACCCUUUUAUUGGUAUGGACUAUUUAAUCGGCCACAAUCUGGUUGAAGAUGAUCCAUUUGAAAUUGCUCAAUUUCUUCACUCAACAAAACGAUUACAUCCAGACAAACGACGAGAGUUUUUAGACAAACGACGAGACAUUCUUGAACAUUUAGUUCAACUGCAGGAUUUUGAAAACUUGUUCCUUCCAACAGCUUUACGCCAGUUUUUCAGUGAAGUAUCUGCUCCAGAUGAACGUGGAAGUUACCUAACUGAAAUGAUGGAGAAAUUUUCUGAGAGAUAUUGCAGGUGUAAUCCUAACCUGGGUCUUUCAAAAGACACUAUCUUCAUCCUCUGUUUCUCCCUAAUCAUGUUAUCUGUAGAUCUGUGCAGUCCACACGUAAAGAAUAAGAUGUCUAAACGUGAAUUUAUUCGCAACACCCGAAGAGCAGCUCAAGAAGUGCAAGAUGAAUUGGCUGGACACCUUUACGAUAAUAUAUAUUUGGUUGGUCAUGUGGCCAUGGCUCAGAAAGCCAUGGCUGAUCAAGCCCAGUACCGCAUUGUGACCUGA